Molecule: messenger RNA, 3609 nt
Organism: Carassius gibelio (silver crucian carp)
Lineage: Eukaryota; Metazoa; Chordata; Actinopteri; Cypriniformes; Cyprinidae
Product: signal transducer and activator of transcription 1-alpha/beta
Exons: 25
Coding region: 190-2436 (748 amino acids)
Biological process (GO): regulation of cell population proliferation; type I interferon-mediated signaling pathway; defense response
Molecular function (GO): DNA-binding transcription factor activity, RNA polymerase II-specific; RNA polymerase II cis-regulatory region sequence-specific DNA binding
Source: RefSeq, a predicted model, not a curated record
GCGCAGACGGAGUCGGACAUCUACUGGAAAGACUACUUGAGAUAGUUCAAUAACAAAUCGAGAGGAACAGGGAACUGCCCUGAUCUUCCGUGUUAUUCCGCUGCUGUAGAAGACAAAUCAAACAAAACAGCGGAUUCUUGCUUUAACCGUGCUUGGAUAACGUUUAGGGGGAGUCACAGAGUCGCAGAAAUGAGUCAGUGGUUGGAACUUCAACAACUGGAUUCAACGUUUUUGGAACAGGUCGACCAACUGUACGAUGACAGCUUUCCAAUGGCCAUCCGGCAGUACCUCAGCAGCUGGAUAGAAAGCCAUGACUGGGACCAUGUCGCUAAUGUGGAGAAUGAGUCUCUUGCCACCGUGAGGUUUCAUGAUCUUUUGACCCAGUUGGAUCAUCAACACAGCCGCUUCGCGAUGGAGAAAGACUUCCUGAACCAGCACAACAUCCGCAAAAUCAAAAGGAACUUGCAGAGCCUCUUCCAAGACAAUCCUGUUUCCAUGGCCAUGAUCAUCAGUAGGAACCUUAGUGAAGAAAGGAAGAUUCUGGCCGCUGCGCAAGUGUCAGAGAAUCGAACCGAGAACACCCAAAACGACAUGAUCGUGGAGAAACAUCGAGAAAUGGACGGAAGGGUGAAAGAUAUAAAAAAUAAAGUACAGGACAUAGAGCAGAUUAUCAAAAAUCUAGAAGACCUGCAAGACGAAUACGACUUCAAGAGCAAAACUCAUCAAAGCAGAGAGGAACUGAACGGGACCAUUUCAAAGGAAGACUUGAACCGGGAGAGACUGAUUAUACGUGCCAUGUUUAUGAAACUCAACGAAACAAGAACAAACGUGAUCAGUCAGAUGUCAGAAGUGUUGAACAUUAUGGAUCCGGUGAUCUAUGAGCUAAUCUCAACAGAACUGGCUGAAUGGAGGCGUCGUCAACAGAUGGCUUGCAUCGGUAGAGUAACCAAUGUCUGCUUGGACCAGCUGCAGAACUGGUUUACUUCUCUAGCAGAAUCUCUGCUUCAGCUCAGGCAGCAGCUCAAUAAACUUCAGGAGCUGGAGCAGAAAUUCACUUACAACAACGAUCCCAUCACGCUCAGCAGAAGCACUCUGGAGGACCGGAUCAUGUUAAACCUCAAAAAUCUCAUCACAAACUCUUUGGUAGUCGAGCGACAGCCAUGCAUGCCGACCCAACUGCAAAGACCUCUUGUGCUCAAGACAGGCGUUCUGUUCACCCUAAAAUUACGGCUGCUCAUAAAACUUCAGGAAUUUAACCACACUGUUCGGGUGAAGGUGCAAUUCGACAAGGACAUCGUUGAGAAACGGAAAGGGUUUCGCAUGUUCAACAUCUUGGGAACGGCCAUGAAGGUGAUGAACAUGGAGGAAUCCAAUGGGAUGGCAGCAGAAUUCCGUCAUCUGCAACUGAAAGAGAAGAAGAUUACCGGAAACAGAACAAGUGAGGGCCCUCUGAUCGUCACAGAGGAGCUUCACUCCAUCACCUUUGAGGCUGAGCUCUGCUGGUCUGGAAUAGUCCUGAAAUUUGAGACCACGUCUCUGCCCAUAGUCGUGAUCUCCAACGUCAGUCAGUUACCCAGUGGAUGGGCCUCCAUCAUGUGGUACAACAUGCUGACCUCUGAGCCAAAGAACCUUUCUUUCUUCGUGACUCCUCCUUCAGCCACGUGGGGGAAUCUAGCGGAGGUGCUGAGCUGGCAGUUCUCCUCCAUCACCAAAAGAGGGCUUAAUCAAGAACAGUUAAGCAUGCUGGGUACUAAACUCCUGGGUCCUAAAGUGCCGAUGGAUCCUGAAGCUCAGAUUCCUUGGAACAGAUUCUGCAAGUCUGGCAGUGAGAAGAACUUCACCUUCUGGCUGUGGAUCGAAGGAAUUCUGGACCUUAUAAAGAGACACUUGCUGAGUCUGUGGGACGAUGGCUGCAUAAUGGGGUUUGUGACCAAGGACCAGACUAAAGCUCUCCUCUAUGACAAACAUUCCGGGACGUUUCUGUUGCGCUUCAGCGAGAGCAAUCGCGAUGGAGCCAUUACGUUCAGCUGGGUUGAACACGACGCAAACAAUGAGCCACAGAUUCGCUCCGUGGAGCCCUACACAAAGAAGGAACUCUCUGCCGUCUCACUUCCUGACAUCAUUCGAAACUAUCGCGUGAUGGCCACUGACAACGUCCCGGAAAACCCCCUGCGCUUCCUGUUUCCCAAUGUACCCAAAGAUGAUGCCUUCAAAAAAUACUACUCCAAACCUACCGACAAGGAAGAACCAAUGGAUGUGGAUAAGAAGUCAGACGAGGGAUACAUCAGAACCACUCUCAUCUCCAUCUCUGAAAUGCAGCCGCAAGAGUUUAACACCACACUCAUGCCGAUGUCUCCUGAGGUUUAUGGCGAGCUGGAGCGCAUGACCCGAUUCGAUACAUUAGGUUUUGAGCCCUCAGACUUAAGUCUCACUUAAGUGACCUGAAAGCACAGAUGAUGCAGUAGAAAUGUUUCCUGUGGAUUUUUCUUGUAAUAACGUAAACAAAAGAGAAAUAUCUUGUCGAGGUACAGCCACUGGUUUUGGUAUUCCUCUCUUUCUCAUUCUAACGUUACUAGAAAGACACUGCAAUAGCAUAAAGACAACCAAACAAAUCGAAUUAACCCCUUAGUAACGCUACUGUUACCUCAGCACUUAUUCUAUAAACCGUUUUAGACAGUGAAGUUGUGUAUGAAAGUACUUCGUUGAGUAUAGCACUUCAUUUUCUUAAAUGCCAAGUAACUGGUGGUUGAGGAGAUUCCCCCUUCUUAUGUAAAGCGUUUUAUAAAUGUAAGGAAUUAUUUUUACUAAUUAAUUGUUAACAGAAAAGGGUGAAGAAAGUGAAUGAAAAAGCUGAAUAGAUGAUUUUCACACAAACUUAUUUUCUGUAAAUAAAAUGAAACCUGAUUUUAGGACGGUUUCAUUUAUUUCACAUUUUCUUUACUGUAAUGCAAACAAAUAUUUCAUUUCAAUUAAUGUGAAUAAAACUAUUUUAAUGUGAAAAUAUUUACACAACUGCAUUUUAUGUCGUACCACCUUUAAUUUUUUUAUUAUUCAAAUCUGAAUAAAUUAUGGUAUUAAAGGAAUUUGACUGUAAUAAUAAUAAAAAUUAUUACAGUUAUAAAAUAUGAAAAUAAUGGGAAUGAACAUGUACACGUUAUUGUAAAUGGGAUAAGAAAUGUGCUGAACUGUCAUAAAAAAAAAAGUAAAAAUCAAAAAUGUAAACAAAAAUGGGCCUAAAAUAGGCCCUUUUCUCUUUAAGCAAGUUUAAGAUCCUUAGUUUAAGUUUCCUUUCUUUGGUUUUGCGGUAAAAUACCCCAAAGAUUCAUCCAGAAAGAACCAUGAAAUACAGGAGUUCAGUUCUGAUGAAACCUUUUAAGCUGUUAGGUUUUUACUUUCCGAACACCGUUUCUAAAUAUGUGAAAAAGAAAAAAAACUAUAUGACCUGUUUCCUUAACCUGCUGGUGCUCUAUUUAGUAUUACGUCCACUUCAUGUACUUUGUUGUUUAUUUCACUGGAUUGUACUGCUAUGUUUAUUCACAGAGCAAUAUUUGUUUAUGUCUUAUUUGUUUUGGACAUGAUAGAAAGUAAUUAAAAUGGGAAUCCACCUUG